AAAUUCUAUAUUUUUAGGUUAUGUUAUGUUCAUGAUUUCACCUAUUUUGACAUCAAAAAUUAUAAUGCUGCAAUAAUAUUUUCAAAAUUGAAUAAUGACAACCCCAUUAACUACAGGUUUAAAAGAAGAUCAACCAGAUAAACAUUCCGAAAGUAGCAGUUCCGACGAAGAGGAAAACAUGGAAUAUUUGCGCAGAUUUUUAGCCGAGAAGCUAAAUUUUUCGGAUACCAAAGAAAAUAAGGAAAAAAUAAAGGUAUUGGAUAAUGUUACUCUUGAUGGGAUAGUUGACUAUAUUAAAGCAAAUGAUUGUAAAAACAUUAUCACUUUGGCAGGAGCUGGAAUAUCCACAUCUGCAGGAAUUCCAGACUUUCGAUCGCCCGGUACAGGUCUAUAUGAUAAUCUCCAAAAAUACAAUCUACCCCAUCCACAAGCAAUUUUCGAAAUAGAUUUCUUCUCCAAGAAUCCAAAACCGUUUUUCGAAUUAGCUAAAGAAUUAUAUCCCGGUACUUUUAAACCCACAAUAUGUCACUAUUUCAUCAAGUUAUUGGAUGAAAAGGGGAAACUUUUAAGACACUAUACUCAAAAUAUUGAUACUUUGGAAAGAGUUGCUGGUAUAAGUGGAGAUAAAAUCAUCGAGGCCCAUGGUACUUUUCAUACUGGUCAUUGUUUAAAAUGUAAAAAGGAAUACAGUCAAGAUUGGAUGAAAGAAAUUAUCUUCAGAGACGAAAUUCCUAUGUGCGAGAAAUGUAAUAGCAUUGUUAAGCCGGAUAUUAUAUUUUUCGGCGAAUCUUUACCCCAAAAGUUCCAUAAAGCUUUAAAAAACGACUUUAACAAGUGCGAUUUAUUAAUAAUCAUAGGAACUUCGCUAGCAGUACAACCGUUCGCUUCACUAGUAGAUAGAGUUGAAAAUAACGUACCAAGACUACUAAUAAAUAGAGAUAAAGUCGGUCAGAGAUCAGGUAUUGCAGCUUUGCUCGGUAUGAGUGGCGGUUUAGAUUUUGACUCCAAAGACAACACAAGAGAUGUUUGUUGGCUUGGAGACUGUGACGAAGGAUGUUUGAAGUUAGCCGAAGCAUUGGGAUGGGCAGAGGAAUUAAAAGAAAAAGUUAGGAAAGAACAUAACAAAAUAGACGGGAAAAAUAUUGAACAGUCUCCCGGUACAUCCCCUAAAUUGUAGUUUGAUAAAUAAAAUAAAUUAUCAAUUUGCAAAAAGGUGUUUAUUCAAAUAAAAACGUUAUAACUUAAA
Messenger RNA from Diorhabda carinulata, 1246 nucleotides. RefSeq names its product NAD-dependent protein deacetylase sirtuin-2. Gene Ontology annotation, molecular function: histone deacetylase activity, NAD-dependent; NAD+ binding. NCBI's taxonomy places the organism in Eukaryota, Metazoa, Arthropoda, Insecta, Coleoptera, Chrysomelidae. The record is from RefSeq and is a predicted model, not a curated record. The transcript is spliced from 7 exons. The coding region runs from base 95 to 1177 and encodes 360 amino acids.